Messenger RNA from Eptesicus fuscus (big brown bat), 6632 nucleotides. It is a transcript of the gene CCDC186, whose product is annotated as coiled-coil domain containing 186. The transcript has 16 exons. Gene Ontology annotation, cellular component: trans-Golgi network. The coding region runs from base 230 to 2947 and encodes 905 amino acids. Gene Ontology annotation, biological process: vesicle cytoskeletal trafficking. Gene Ontology annotation, molecular function: small GTPase binding. The record is from RefSeq and is a predicted model, not a curated record. NCBI's taxonomy places the organism in Eukaryota, Metazoa, Chordata, Mammalia, Chiroptera, Vespertilionidae.
UUGUUGAUGUGUCAGCUCCGCGGGGGUCUGUGGGGAGGGAAAAGCCGCGGCCGAGAGAGCGCGGUGUCGGCCCCGUCUUCCACCGCUGCGCCUCGCAUCUCCUGGUCUGCCGCCCCCCGCCAUGGAGGAGUGGGUCCCUAGGGCGGAGCUCCCGCGGCCUCGCUAGGGGUGCAGACUGAGGCUCGGAGAAGUGGGAUGUAAAACGAAGAUCAGGAACAGAUUUGAAGAAAUGCAGAGUGAGUUGGUGCCAGUCAGCAUGUCAGAGACAGAGCACACAGCCUCCAUUUCCUCUGGUAAAAAUAUUGGGAAAACAUCUGAACUAAAGGAAGACUCAAGCAACUCGUUUUCUGGUGAUGAAAGCAGCAGCUUAGAAAAUGAGUCCCAACUAUUGUCAUUAAACUUUGAUAAAACUUCAUGUCAGCCUAAUGAAAACAGUAAUCAAAUUGAAGCACAGGAGAACUGUAUUCCAGAUCAUGGUGGAAGUAAAGAUUCUAAAACAGACGUAUGCCCAGAAAAUUCUGAACAAAUAACUAAUUUUCCUGGUGGAGAUUUUACAAAACAAGUUUCAAAAACAAAUGAAACUGAACAGACAGUAAGUCAAAUAUUGGCAGAAUUAAGGUCCUCCACAUUUACAGAAGCAGCUAGUCAAAAGACUUACUCAGAAAGUCCCUAUGAUACAGACUGCACCAAGAAACUUAUUUCAAAGAUAAAGAAUGUUUCAACAUCAGAGGAUUUGUUAGAAGAAAUAGAAUCUGAGCUCUUAUCUACGGAUUUUUCAGAACACCGAGUACCAAAUGGAAUGAAUAAGGGAGAACAUGCAUUAAUUAUGUCUGAAAAAUGUGUGCAAGAUAAGUAUUUGCAGCAGGAGCACACCAUAAAGAAGUUAAUUAAAGAAAAUAAGAAGCAUCAGGAGCUCAUUUUAGAUAUAUGUUCAGAAAAAGACAAUUUAAGAGACGAACUAAAAAAAAGAACAGAAACAGAGAAGCAGCAUAUGAACACAAUUAAACAGUUAGAAUCAAAAAUAGAGGAACUUAAUAAAGAAGUUAAAGCUUCCAAAGAUAAACUGAUAGCUCAAGAUAAUGCAACUAAAAAUGCAGUUCAGCAGUUACACAAAGAGAUGGCUCAUCGGAUGGAACAGGCCAAUAAGAAAUGUGAAGAGGCUCGCCAGGAAAAAGAAGCAAUGAUAAUGAAGUAUGUAAGAGGUGAGAAAGAAUCUUUAGACCUCCGAAAGGAAAAAGAGAUACUUGAGAGAAAACUUAGAGAUGCAAAUAAAGAAACUGAGAAAAACACUAACAAAAUUAAGCUGCUUUCUCAAGAGAAAGGACGUUUGCACCAGCUGUAUGAAACAAAGGAAGGUGAAGCUACUAGACUCAUCAGAGAAAUAGAAAAACUAAAAGAAGAUAUCAACUCUCACAUCAUUAAAGUAAAAUGGGCACAAAACAAAUUAAAAGUGGAAAUGGAUUCGCACAAGGAAACCAAAGAUAAACUCAAAGAGACAACAACAAAGUUAACCCAAGCAAAGGAAGAAGCAGAUCAGAUACGAAAAAAUUGUCAGGAUAUGAUAAAAACAUACCAGGAGUCAGAAGAAAUUAAAUCAAAUGAGCUUGAUGCCAAGCUCAGAGUCACAAAAGGAGAGCUUGAAAAACAAAUGCAGGAAAAAUCUGACCAGCUAGAGAUGCAUCAUGCCAAAAUCAAGGAACUGGAGGAUCUGAAGAGGACAUUUAAGGAGGGCAUGGAUGAGCUACGAACACUGAGAACAAAGGUGAAAUGUCUAGAAGAUGAACGAUUAAGAACAGAAGAUGAAUUAUCGAAAUACAAGGAAAUUAUUAAUCGCCAAAAAGCUGAAAUUCAGAACUUCUUGGACAAAAUGAAAAUUGCAGAUCAGAUACAGGAGCAACAUCAAAGAGGUAAACAAGAAAUUGAGAAUUUGAAAGAAGAAGUGGAAAGUCUUAAUUCUUUGAUUAAUGACCUACAAAAAGACAUCGAAGGCAGUAGGAAAAGAGAAUCUGAGCUACUGCUAUUUACAGAAAAGCUUACUAGUAAAAACGCACAACUUCAGUCUGAAUGCAAUUCUUUACAGUCCCAGUGUGACAAGCUUUCCUGUAGUGAAAGUCAGUUACAAAGCCAGUGUGAGCAAAUGAAACAGGCAAAUACCAACUUGGAAAGUAGAUUGUUGAAAGAGGAAGAAUUGCGAAAAGAGGAAGUCCAGACUCUGCAAGCUGAACUCACUUGUAAACAAACAGAAGUUAAAGCAUUGAGUACCCAAGUUGAAGAAUUGAAAGACGAUUUAGUAACUCAAAGACGUAAGCAUGCCUCUAGUGUCAAGGACCUUACCAAACAACUUCAGCAAGCACGAAGAAAAUUAGAUCAGGUCGAGAAUGGAGGCUAUGAUAAAGAAGUCAGCAGCAUGGGAAGUCGUUCUAGUUCAUCAGGGUCCAUUAAUGCUCGAAGCAGUGCAGAAGAUCGAUCUCCGGAAAAUACCGGGUCGUCGGUAACUGUGGAUAACUUCCCAGAAGUAGACAAGGCCAUGUUGAUUGAGAGGAUAGUAAGGCUGCAGAAAGCACAUGCCCGGAAGCAUGAAAAGAUAGAAUUUAUGGAGGAUCACAUCAAGCAAUUGGUGGAAGAAAUUAGGAAAAAAACAAAAAUCAUUCAGAGUUACAUUUUACGGGAAGAGGCAGGCACCCUUUCGUCAGAGGCAUCUGAUUUUAACAAAGUCCACUUAAGUAGACGGGGUGGCAUCAUGGCGUCUCUGUACACAUCCCAUCCGGCUGACAGUGGACUGACAUUGGAACUCUCUCUGGAGAUCAACCGAAAAUUGCAGGCUGUUUUGGAAGAUACGUUACUAAAAAAUAUUACUUUGAAGGAAAAUCUACAAACACUUGGAACAGAAAUAGAACGUCUUAUUAAACACCAGCAUGAACUAGAACAGAGGACGAAGAAAACCUAACCCGAAGCUGCUGCUCAGUGAAGAGACAACCAUCACACGAGGAGCAGGGUCACUGCCCCGUCUUGUUGGAACCUUCCCCUGCUGUGUCCACCAGUAAAGAAUGAUUGUUUCACCUGUAUAGAACAGUAUCCUUUACCUUAGGAAUGCAUUGCGGUGUAUCCUGUAAGAGUGUAGACUUGAUGAAAUUUGUUUUCUUAUGGUUAUAGCCCGCCAUAGAACCAAAACAACCUAAUUUAAUUUGCUAAGAAUCAUUGAAAUGAUCAGCAUUAUAAGGGCUUUUGAAAACCCCUUCUCCUUUUUUUUCCCCUUUAAAACACACAAUGUCAAAAAUGAUCCAGCUUUUUAAAAUUAUGCAUGAAAGGACCAGUAAUAUGCUAUUUUCCUAACUUAAAGAAAACUAAAAAAUAAAAAUUUUUGUCUUGACAUUCCAAUAUGACAUUUGGUUGUGUUUUAGGUACCAGUGAUUCUUAAAUCUUUUAAUUUUAAUGGAAGCUAAUAGGAAAGUUAGCUUGUGGUAAUUGGCCCAUGAUCAGGCAUGUACCUUAUCUGGGCUAGGUACAUUUUUUCAGAUUCAAAUUGUUUGAAUUCAUAGUUGAGGUUUUUAAGUCUUCAGUUACAUAAAAUAUGAUUUAAAAUAACAUGCUCAUUUAGAAAAUUCCUGUGGACUUCAAUUAUAUUUUAAAAUGUGAAAUUGACUAGUUAUUAAAACAGAGAUGAAUAGUGAAUUCUUUGGAACUGAAAUACUUGAGUUUUACUAAUAUCAAGUGCAAAGAUAAACGUUUAAAAUAUUUAUGAAGAUUCUGUUCCCAAGGGAAUGCACCCAUUCUAUACUGUUUGAGCUCCCAUUCUUCACUAUUGAUAUACUUACAUGUUAUAGUGGAGUGAUCCUACAAUCCCCACUGAUGAGGCGUUUCAGUGUAUUUAUUUAAAACACAAAAUAAUUACUUCUCUGUAACCAAAGGAAUUUUAGAGCCAAAUUUAUGUAUCCUAUUGGAUUUUUACAAUAUUUAUUUGCAAUGUGGCAACUUGAAUGUUGCCAGUUGUAGUGUCAGUAUUUCUAUGUCAUUGAAUUUUUCUUGCUUCUUACAAUUUCUCAUCUGUUAUAAUUUCUGUGUGUGGUUUAUAUUUUUGUCUUGCAGAAAGCCUCAUUUUUGUUUUGGAUUUUUGCAUUCUUUUUUUCUCCCCUUAAGUAAGCUUUGGGAUGAUAGAUUAAAAGCCUUUCAAGAACUGUAUUGCUCUCAAAGUUGGGCUUGUGGUGGCAAUAUCCCUUCCAUGGGUUUUAACAUUUUUUUAGUCAUUGUUUAAAGAGAUGAUUUACUAAGGGUUAAAUGAUUCAUUAUAUUAUUUAUAAUGAAUAAAUUAUAAAUUUAUUCAUUAUAAAUUCAUUUAGUCAUUGUUUAAAGAGAUGAUUUACUAAGGGUUAAAUGAUUCAUUAUAUUAUUUUUUCUGUAUAUUGAGUUAUGUAUUGUCAUCCCAAAACAAAAUAUUUUUACUUCAAAAUGGAAAUACAAGUUUUAAAACAUUUUAUUUUUAAAAUAGCUCUUAAAAAGUAUUAGUCUUACAAUAAUGUGUCUUGUUCUUUUUACCAAUAGUAAUUUAUCAGAAUAAGAGGGUAAGUGCAAUCAAAUCGGAAUUAUUUUCCCAUUUGCUUCUAGAUAUAUAGUUGAUACUCCCAAAGACUACUUAGAGUAGCCAAGGUAACUAAAUUUUUACGGCUUCUUAUGUGAUACAGAUUCAAACACUACAAUGUUUAUUUUCUUCUAAGACACAAAAUGUAUUAAUGGAGACCAAAUAGUGAUCCUAUGUCUAUACACUCUUAAAAAAUAAAAAUAAAAAAUACAUAUAUAUAUACAUUUAUUACAUACAAAAUUGAAACAUUCCAAUAUUGACAUUUAUGUCACCAUUCAUUUGGAGAAAUUUAAAUUUGAAACAAUAAUAGAAGAAAGCUAUUGUAAACCAUAUUUUGACUUAUUGUUACUUUUCCCCCUAAAAUAUAAGAAACUAUGGAAAACUUUUGAAGAAAAUACUUUCCUUUUGUUCUUUAGUUUUUACUGCAUCCUUUUUAUAUGGGUCAGAACUGAGCAAAAUGUACAAAAAUGUGCAUAUGUCAGAUCUCUAUCUCUACACGGAUUCACACGUAGCUUCUGACUUAGAGGGUGUGCUUCCCUUAUUGUGUUGAAUAUAUGGAGAAAAGAAUGGGGUACCCAGACAAGGAAAUAGUCUGGAUAAACCUCAGAUCUGGGGGGGAAUUUUUUUUGUAUGUUUAUUAUGAAUUGUACACAUCCAAGGCUGUUUGGUUUCUUUAAGCAGGAAAUGAUUGUGUGUGUGUGUGUGUGUGUGUGUGUGUAUACACUUCACCAGGUUUCAAUUUUAAAGUGAAUGUUUACUGUGACUCCCCUUUUCCCCAUACCCCUCCAAACUUCAGUGUGUUAAGUUUCAAGGAUUGCAAAUAGUGUGUUUGAGCAGAAUAACGAGCUUGAACUUUGUUGUUUCCUUUUUAACUUUCUUCAUCACCAUUUAAAUAGACUUAUCUUGAAAUUAAAUUUUAUCAAGCUACCAUGUUAUUUAUUCAUUUAAUAAACAUGUUUAUUGAAAACCUGUUGCCUGGCACCAUACUAGGUACCGUGAUGAUAUUGGUGAACAGGCCAGAGAAAGUAGUUCCCCUCCUCCCGGAGGUAUGGUCCUAGAACACACCCGGGAGGAAACGGCAGCUCUGAGCCUCUGCCACUCCCACCAGCCCCGUGGGAAGAGGGUCAGUCCACUGUGUAAGUAGGUGACCCAGAAAUCUCACUCUGACGCUCCUCUUUGGGAAAUGAAUCCUUACUGAGGUACGCGACAGCAGGUUGCUGUUCCCUUGGUAGUUAUAUACAUUUCCACACUUUUAUCACAGUUUGAUGAUUAAUUAUUCCGUAAGAAAAAGGAAAAAAAAAAAUCCAAAGACCAUAAAGUGGCAUUCGGUUUUUGCCAUUUUAGUAAAUUUUUAAUGCCUACUUGAUGCUUAUAAGGAUUAUCUAAUCAUGCAGUCAUGUGUGUUUCCAAACUUUGUUUUGCACUGUAUUAUUUUCUAAAGAUUUUUACAUGUAAAUUUAGACUAAUAUUUACCAGUAGGGGAAAAUAAAAUUAGAAACCAUUAAUGUUGUGAAUGUUAUAUAUACUACCAUGGUGAAAAUAUUUUUAUCAAUCAUGUUGUUAUUCAGUGUGGUUAAUUUGCCUUAUGAAUGUUGACUCCAGUAGCUUAUUUUUCAAUAACUUUUUUAUUUUAAAACAAUUCUUUUUUUGACACUAAGAUUAUUAAUUUUUAACACCAGUUGGUGGCACUAGAAACCUAAAAACUUUUCAAGGCUGAAGAAGAGAAAAUAAUUGAAAAAAUGUAUUCAAACAUCAAGAAUUUUCAGGACAAUACAUGAAAAAUAUAAUUGUAUAUUAAAGUUGUAUUUUUCUUCUGGAAUGGAAUCCUUUUUUAAAAUGCAAUAUGGCUGUCCAUUUAGACUACGAUGAUGAAACUUGCUUAUCUUCCAAAGUUCAUAUAUAUAUAUAGAUAUAGCUAUAUAUAUGUGUGUGUAUUGUACAGAUAAUCUCUAAUUUGAUUACACUGUUCAUUUUGUAAAUAUGUAUAAAAUUAAGCUUUUCAAGAGAAUUCUAUGUAUAUAUUGUACUUAUUAAAUAGGUAUUGCCUGUUUACCAA